Molecule: messenger RNA, 2493 nt
Organism: Penaeus monodon (black tiger shrimp)
Lineage: Eukaryota; Metazoa; Arthropoda; Malacostraca; Decapoda; Penaeidae
Product: early nodulin-75-like
Exons: 2
Coding region: 1-2493 (830 amino acids)
Source: RefSeq, a predicted model, not a curated record
AUGCAGCCAGCCACACCACCACAGCCCGGCACCCACCAACAGACCAGCCACACCAACAGCAGCCCACCACAGCCAGCCCCACCAACAGCCCGUCCCCACCAACAGCCCGCCCCACAAAUAAAGCCCUCCCCACCAACAGCCAGCACCAACCAAAGCCGCCCCCACCAACAGGCCCGCCUCAACCAACCAGCCAGCCACCCAAACAGCCAGCCCACCAACAGCCAGCCCACCAACAGCCAGCCCCACCAACAGCCGCCCCACCAACAGCCAUCCCCACCAACAGCCCGCCCCACAACAGCCGCCCCACCAACAGCCCAUCCCCACCAACAGCCGCACCACCAACAGCCAGCCCCACCAACAGGCCCUGCCCAACCAACAGCCAUCCCCACCAACAGCCCGCCCACCAACAGCCAGACCCACCAACGCCAUCCCCACCAACAUCCCUCCCCACAACAGCCCUCCACCACCCAACUCAAUGCACCACAACAGCUCAUCCCCACCAACAGCCAGCCCCAGCCACCAUACACCCAGCCCCACCAACAUUCCAGCCCCACCAACAGCCCGCCCACCAACAUCCAUCCCCAACAACACCCAGUGGCCCCACCAACUCCGCCCCAAAAACAGCCAUCCCACCAAGAGCCCGCCCACACACCAACAUCCAUCCCCACACCAUACAGCCAGCCACCAAACAUCCUCCCAACCACAGCCCGCCCCACCAACAUCCAUGCACCACAAACAUCCCGCCCCACCCACAUCCCGCACCACCAACAGCAGCCCCACCAACAUCCAUCCCCACCAAAUCUCAUCCCCACCACCAACAGCACUCCCACCGAAACCCAGCCCACCCAACAGCCAAGCUCCCACCAACAUCCCGCCCCACCAACACCCAUCCCCACCAAUCAAUCCCCACAACAGCACCCCACCAACGCCAGCCCCACCAUACAGCCCGCACACCGACACCCCAUGUUCCACACCAACAGCCCGCCCCACAACAGCCAGCCCACCAACAAGUCCAGCCCCACCAACAGCCAGCCUCCACUAACAACAGCCCCACCACCAACAGCCAGCCCCCACCAGCAGCCAGCCCCACCACCAACAGCACGCCUCCACCAAUCCAUCACCAACCAACGCCCGCCCCACCAAAAGACCAGCCCCACCAACAGCCAGCACCACAACAAGAUCAGCCCUCACCAAACACCAAGCCCCACAGCAGCCAUGACCACCCUACCAACAGGCCCGGCCCACAACAGCCAGCCCCACCAACACCAGCCCCACCAACAGCAGCCCCACCAACAGCAGCCCACCAACAGCCAGCCCCACCAACACCAGCCCCACCAACAGCCAGCCCCCCAACAACGCAGCCCCACCACCAACAGCCAGCCACAGCCAACAUCACUCACCAUCAAAAGCCGCCCCACAAAACAGUUCCCUCCCCACCAACGCCGACCCACAGCCAAAAGCCCGUCCCAACCAACAGCCAGCCCCUACCAAAACAAGCAGCCCCACCAACAUCGUCCACCACCGACACCCAGCCCCACCACAUCCAUCCCCAUCCAACAGCCUACCCACCACAACAUCUCCUCCCCACAACAGCCAGCACCCACCAACAUCCAUCCCCACCACCAACAUCCCUCCCCACCAACAUCCAUCCCCACCAACAUCCAUCCCCACCAACACCAUCCCCACCCAACAUGCCAGCCCCCACCACCAACAGCCCGUCCCCACCAACAGCCCCGCCUCACAACAGGCAGCCCCACCAACACCCUGCCCACCAACAGCCAGCCCCACCAAACCCGCCCACUCAAAAGCCCAGCCCACCAACAGCCUCCCCACCAACAAGCCAGCCCCACAAACAUCCAUGCACCACAACAGCCAGCCCACCAACAGCCAGCCAAACCACAACAGUCCCAGCCCCCACCAGCAAACAGCCCGCCCACCAACAAGCCAGCCCACCAACAGCCAGCCCCCCAACAGCCGCUCCCCAACAACAGCCAGCCCACCAACAAGCCGCACCACCAAACAGCCAGCCCACAACAGCCAGCCCCACAACAGCCUCCCCACCACCAACAUCCCCCACAUCAGCGCAGGCCCACCAACAGCCCGCCCACCAACAUCCAUCCCCCCAGCAGCCAGCCCCACCACCAUACAACCAUGCCCACCAACAGCCACCUCCCCACCAAACCCAGCCCACAACAGUCCCAUCCCACCAACAUCCCCCCCACCAACAUCCGCCACCAACAUCCCGCACCACCAAACAUCCUGCCUCCACCAACACAAUAUACAACCUACCAAACAAAGAUGGUUAUCAACAUAGCAGGCUUGCAAAUGCAAACAAAAGCAAAUUGGGAUUCCACCGGGAGAGAAAUUUGUUUUAUGCAUCCCAUUGCAAUGCCAGCACAGCAAGCAUUCACACAGUUUCUAAAACCGUGGUUUGCAAUUGAACAGGGAACACGCUUUGCAGUGUUGUCCUAUAGUAAAUACACAUAUUCCUAA